Molecule: messenger RNA, 1575 nt
Organism: Fusarium fujikuroi IMI 58289
Lineage: Eukaryota; Fungi; Ascomycota; Sordariomycetes; Hypocreales; Nectriaceae
Exons: 4
Coding region: 1-1575 (524 amino acids)
Source: RefSeq, a predicted model, not a curated record
AUGUCUUGGAAACGUUCCUCUUUGGCUGAUACCGGCUUCUUCUAUGAUGAAGACCUUCGGGACCAGCGCAUAGACCCUUUCCCGACCCAUGUUAAGAGUCUCGAACAGGCAAUGCUUGACUUUACAUGCCAGGACUUUGACCCUACUACCAAACAGGACCUAACUAUCCAGAAUGAAGCAAAAAGACUUGCCAAGGGAGGGUUCAAAGAAGAUCGAUGGGAUGAUUUCUAUCGAGAAUAUUUCUUAGACCCAUUGAUGGCGCGUGCCUCCAUCACUGGAAAAAGACCUCGCAUAUCCUCACGAUGUCAAUACUACUAUGACUCCAUCGUGUUCAAUACGGAUGCCUUAUGGACAACGUUCAAUAAAAGAAGUGAAGAAGACCGACCUUUCAAAGCUCCAAAACCCGACCUCGUCUUUUUAUUUCCGAUGUACCACCCUGACUCCCAAAUACCUACAGUAACUCGUCACGGGGCGCGAGAAUGGCACAAAGAGUCAACACCAUCCCUAGUGGAGCCAUUCCUAUGGUCCACGUUGAGAGAAUUAAAUCAGCAUGGCUUAAAGCCUACUCCCUUCAAUGUUCUCGAUAAGAAAACCCCACUGGAAGCAGAUCUGUCUUCCUAUCCUUGGCUUGUUGUCGAAUACAAGAGAGCAAAGGGCACGGAAAGGAGCACGACUGCUUCCUCCAGGCGACUGGAGGAAGUUGUUUACUGCCAAGCAGCGAAUGCAGGUGGGUGUGCCGUCAAGCUGAAUCAGAAUGCCGCAAGGUUCGCUAUCCAGCUGGCCGGCAACGCACAGGUCCCUCCUGUCCCAACUAUUACCACAGUCGGCCCCCAAGUCAAGGUGUGGAUAACCUUUUAUGCUCAAGACCUCAUGGCAUAUCGCUUCAAAGAUAAGUAUAGUCAGCAGUAUCAGGGAUACAAAGAGGGUUAUAUGAUGCAAUGUAUUUGGGCAGGUGAUAUAACCGUAGCUAAUGAUAUUUUGAAAUUCCGACUCAUACUGGAAAACACAUAUACUUGGGCAAUUCGGGUGCUCAAGCCAUUGGUAGCGACAUAUAUCGAUCAAUGGAGGUUUGCUUACGCUACUGAUAAUUCAAGCAUGGCCGGCAUGACAAGGGCACGUCAACAAGAUAGGUUAGAGCUCACAAGGAACACAGUUCGAUCAAUUUAUUGUGCGCUGGAUCCUGAGCUAAACCCCAGAGCCGGCAAAGAUUGGCAUCGUGGCGUUUCGAUGAGGUUGAGGGAGCUAUGUGAGACAUUCGUCCAAGACGUUGAUCGAAUGAUUGAUGAGGAACUCAAGUCCUCGCGCAGAAGUACACGCGGAGCUAGCAAGGAAGUCCGAGGAUUCAAAAGGUCCGUACAACUCAACAGCGAUGGCCCGAGGAGCAUUGAACACGAGGGUCUGCAACCCAGACAGUCUGAGAGCCCUGAUUACGCAAGCAUGGCUCUACCGAGUGCUCCGCGUAGCAUGUCACCAAGCGAGACGAGUGGCGCAGUUGAGGUAGUCUCGUCAUAUCUCAAAGCAAGCAUGGCAAUUUGGAACAGCUGGGGCACCCAAGAGACGGCCAAGCCAGAGUAA